Messenger RNA from Botrytis fragariae, 3555 nucleotides. RefSeq lists its product as uncharacterized. The coding region runs from base 1 to 3555 and encodes 1184 amino acids. NCBI's taxonomy places the organism in Eukaryota, Fungi, Ascomycota, Leotiomycetes, Helotiales, Sclerotiniaceae. The record is from RefSeq and is a predicted model, not a curated record. The transcript has a single exon.
AUGUCUGGCUAUAAUACAAACGAUAUUGGCUCCAACGACAACCAACAAGAACCUCAUGAUACUGGUACCGAACGACCUUAUCCUCUAAAUGAUCGACCCUUUGGAGCCAUCAGACACAGGCUGGCCAGCAUGAGAACACUAACAAUUCCUGGAGUGCCAUCCCCGCCCAUUAAUCAGUACAAUCAUCACGCAUCCAACGGCAUUGACGACUCCUUCAAUCCGCAUCAACAAGGAAUGGACGGUAGACAAAUGGCUCCAAACACCAAUCAACGCGGAGUUCAAGUAAUCCCUGUCGAUCUUAUUCCUCCACAGUCUCAAGUUCCGAUGUUUGAUUCUCAAUACCUGAAUGGAGGAGAUCAAUUGCCUGACUAUCAUGCGAACAAUAUCGAAUACACUGCCAACCCACAACUACCUGCUCAUUACCGAGAUGAUUUAACUCUCAUCGACCAUGAUCAAGUACCUCAAUGGCCUGUCUAUCAUACGAACCAUCCCAGUAUUAUUAUUCACCCGCACAUGCCUGCUUAUCAACACGUCGAAGGAACUCCUAUCAGCCAUGGCCAGCAAUUACCUCCGUCGCCUGUCCAUCACGGACACACCGUCAACCCGCAAAUGCUUGCUUGUCACCAAGUUGAAGAAACUCCUAUCAACCAUGGCCAACAAUCUCAAUUGCCUAUCAAUAGUAUUCAACACCAGCCUCAAGAUACCUCUCAUAAUUUCGGUCAACUACAGUCUCAAAUAUCUACCGAUUAUGUAGACGGUGGUGAAUACAUUGAAAUCCCAGAAAUAACGGCUCAUCACCACCAAAAUGAGGGAACUCCCACCAGCCAUUAUCAACAAUCACCUCAAUCGCCUCUCUAUCACGGAUAUACUGUUAACCCGCAAAUGUCUGCUUUUCACCAAGUUGAAGAAACUUCCAUCAAUCAUGAUCGACAACCUCACUUGUCUAUCAAUGGUAAUCAACAUCAGGCUCAAGAUUUACCUUAUAAUUCCGGGCAACAACAAAUUCAAAUUGAGGGCAACUAUGCAAGUGAUAUGGAACAUGGCAUCGGCCAACAAGCAUUCAUUAAUUAUCCAUUCCAAAUUGCUUCAACUCAUUUUGAUCAACCAUUGCCAAUGUCUGUCUAUGUCACGAAUAAUAACGGACACGAUAUCAGCCAGCGAUUACCUGUCCACUUUCCUGUUGGAGGAACUACUGCUCAUUCUGGUCAAGUACCUCAAAUGCCUGUAAAUCAGAUAAACUUCAAUGGUGUCAAUGAUAACCAACAAGCAUACCAAGGAAUGGCCACCGCCGCCGUUUCAUCAUUUGCUAACCUAUCGGCGCAAGAACAGAACGCCGAAUUCCAACACUUUUUUCAACAACGUCUCGCCCUUGGAGAAACGCAAUUGAUGGAGUUCGAAACAUUUAAGAAGUGGUACAUAGGUCAGCAGUUGAGAGGCAAUAUCACACCAACACUGGAACAUGGAGUUACUCCUCUUCAUCACACUCUUGUCUUUAAUAACAAUGUACCAAUUCAACAGCCUAUGAUAUCGCCGAACAAUCAAAAAUACAUGCAACCGCCUACCAUGAUCUAUCAGAAUACGGGAAGAGAAUUUACUACUGGCUUUCAGCACACUAUGGGCCCUCCAACAACUUUGAAUGGACAAGCUAUGCAACCGAACAACGAGCAGUAUCUUAAACAACCUCGGAAAAGCAUCAACUCGGAUAUACGAACAAGAAGAACUUCAUUGGCUGUUGCAUCCGCGGGCCAAUCUCGUUUGCCGGUUUCCUCGCCAUCUAUGGCACUGCCAGCCCAGUUAUUAAAUACGACAAUGCCAGAUCCUUCAUCAACUACGGAAAGACUAGCUCCUCCAUCAACCACAAGAGCUCAAGCCCCCCCAUUGACUACGACAAUGCCAGCUCCUCCAUCGACUACGGGUGUGCUAGCGGUUACUGGAAGAAAUCCAAAAACCGAGGCCACUCCAGCAACCCAGCGAAUGUCCGUUUCAAUUGAUCAACUCAUCAGUUCUGCUGGUGGCAAAUACACUGUUUUCCUUUCGGAUUUACCAGAAGUGUUUGUGUCUGAUCAACCGUUUGAUACCGAGUUUUAUCACUUAUUGGACCACGAAAUCGAAGUUAUGGAUACAAAAGCUGCGAAAGCGAAUACAAAAGUGUUUAUGCUCAGGAAUGAAGAAAGUUUGGCUAUAGUAAGGAUGGCCUUAGGAGAACUACUCCAACAAUCCAUUGCUCAUCUGUCACUGGACACUUCCUCAGACGCACGACAAAGCCUCGAACACUAUGUAACAACCAGAAACAUUGGUUCUUCCUUGAUUAAAUCGUUGGCAUUUGCCCCUGAAUCGCAAUUUGUUAAAGAAGAAAUCAAAGUUGUGCGUGGAACAGAGCAAACAGUCCGAUUGGCUAAAGAUAGUAUCCCAGUGCCCGCAAAACAUACGAUCAUGGGUAAUACUAUCAAUAGUGAUCUCAAUGGAACAGAGGUGAAGGGAAGUUACUCGUUGUAUACGAAAACGACCUUCCUUGAUCCAACUACCCCCUUGAAGUAUGCGAUCGGGCUCGAGAUACAGGUUGCAGAGGUCGGCGAUAGACGCGUUAGACGCGGCUUACUCAAUUAUGAAAGAUCUCUGCCAUCGAAUAUUGUAGGGGAGCCUCUUUGGGCUGAUAUACUCGACCUUUUGAAAAUGCAAGCUACGGAGUGGGAUAUAAACACCAGGAUUCAAGAUUCAUCUACAUGUCAAACGUCAACGUUAACUUCACUAUCGAACCAACAGCAAAGUGACAAAGAGGAAAAUGGUACAGAGGAACAGUGGCCAAUUUCGGGACCGGUACAAAGACAAAGAGCACGAACUAGGCAGUCAAUAACGCCUGAGCUACGAAGAGUUCGUGGAGAGAAGCGCAAGCGCCAACAACAACCAGAGCUCCAUUCUUCGGGUAUAUUUGCGUCGAGCUCUGAGGAACCCAAUUUUUCAAGCGACCACGGAAAAAGUCCAAUGUCUAACACGUCUACUGAGAGUACAAGCAUUUCUCCACAUCUAGUAGCAGGAGAACCUCGAUUUUCAGACAAUUCAAUGCCUAUCAAACGAUCAAAAAAUGGAUAUGAAAUGGUAUUGCCAGAGGGAGGAACCGGUAUGAAGAAAUCUUCGCCUUUGAGAGGGCAAGCUCGCCUGACAUCAAUUCUGCAACCACUCAUGCAACAGAUCUCUCAGAACGACCACAUGCAUCCUGCACGUUCUCCUUCCGAUAUAGUGCGAUCUCCAUUUACAACUGAGACUCAAAGUAGUAUGCCUGCGCAGGUGUCAGCUCAAGCUCAUGAAUCGACCGUCGCGGCAGAAAUAGCUAUUCAUAGGCAGGGAAUGCUACUCGCUAGCAAUGAGAGACCUUAUCAAUACCUUAUUUCCGAACUCACACAACCGUCACGCACAUUUUCAGCUCAAAAUAACAUGCCGACACCGGUGCAAACUCGACUUUUGAGAGAGCCCACAGAGGCAGAACUGGCUCCUUACAGGAAAAAAGUGAACGGCCUCUGGAAGUCAGCUUUUCCAGUUGAAAAGAAAUCCUCAUAG